CUGAAGAAACUGAGAAUGAAAUAGAAGCACUAAACCAGCUUUCUGAAAAAAGAAUAGCACAUGACAUAACGGAAAAUUCAUCAGAUAUUUCCAUAGAAACUUCUGGAAAAGAUAUUAUAAUGAAUAAGGAUGGAUCACAAGAUCAAAUGAAUGUCAGUAGCAAAAAUUUAAUUAGGAAUACAGACAAUGCUAAAAUACAAAGUGAAAAUAACUUAGAACAAACCAAUACACAAAGAACUGAAGAUGAAAAUGAUACUUAUGAUGAAUCCAAUGAUGUAACAAUUGCUAGCUCAAAUGUAAUAUUACAAACAAAGCAAGCAGAAAACUCUGAAGAGGAAGACAUGUUAGAUGAAUCAGAAGGAACAAUAGGAGAU
Messenger RNA from Scutellospora calospora, 374 nucleotides. Lineage: Eukaryota; Fungi; Glomeromycota; Glomeromycetes; Diversisporales; Gigasporaceae. The record is from the annotation of a GenBank genome assembly.